AUGGGCAUCCUCAACAACCUCGUCAUCGCCACCAGCGGCACCCUCCCGCACGACCCCAAGCAGAUCCGCUCGUGGAUCGAGCGAAACGGCGGGCGCUUCUCCCCGAGCGUCACCCAAGCAGUCACACACAUGAUUGCCAGCAAAGCAGCCUACAAGCAGCCCACGCCCGCCGUCCAGCAAGCAGCCGACCUCGACAUCCCCAUUGUGAGCUACGACUGGUUCGACGACUCGCUGCAGGCGCGGCGCAAGCUCGGCGCCAAAAAGUAUCUGUGGUCUACGAUUCGCAGCGAGAAACGUACGAGGAGAGAACUCAAGCGGCGCGGGGCCGAGUUUGACGGUACGUUGGAAAGUAGUGCUGGUGCUGGUGUCGGUGGUGUAGCUGUUGUUGCGAGCAAGCCCAGAAAGAGUAGGAGUUUCUUCUUCUCCUCUGCGGAUUCUGCGCUGAGUAUUGCUGCUGCUACUCCUUCGCAUACGACGCCUUUUGUCUCGGCGAAGCAGGAUCUCCUGCGGAGACGGGCGGAGAGAGACGCAGCAGCUACGCAGGGCCGGAAAGCCGGGCAUCAUGGUAGCUCAAAUGCAACCACUAUUUGCAGCUCGUCUGCUGCAACGACGGCGUCUGAGAAACACGCGUCGUCUCCUUCUGCGCUGGGCAAUCCUACAUAUGGUAUAAGAGCACAAGCUAAGACUGCCCAUUGGAAAGACGAGUACCACUACUACCAGGACGUGACUGGUUUCGAAUACAAAAUCGUCCUCGUGCGCACCGACUACUCGAGUAAUUCCUUUGCGCAGUAUCACGUUGGGUUGCUGGAGAGCCACGCGAAACCACAUACGUAUUGGGCGAUUGCGCAGUUCAAGCCUGCCAAAGCUGCGCCGCCGGCCUCGAACGAGGACGAGGAGGGCAUCAAGACAGUGACCUUGAGCAACGUAAACGAAGACGGUAGCAGCAAUGCUCCUCACCCAGAAGCCACUCGCCUCACCUCGCUCGUUACCAAGCCCGCGCCCACGCCAGAAGCCCCAUACAUGGGUGAACUCUGCCCGCGAAACAGCAGCUUUGCCGCGGCCUCGAGAGCCUUCCGCCACGCCUUCCGCGACCUUACGCUACUAUCGUGGGAAGAGCGCUUUGCUGACGUGGACAAGACGCUGCAGAAAGCACGCGCACAGCAUCUCAACAUCGAGCCGUUUCUGUACAGCAGACCCAAACCCGGUAUGCCGAUGGGGCUUUUGCCGCAGGCCGCAGGCAUGUUUGUGGGGGAAGCCAGUGGGCUCGAAGCCAGAGGCGAUAUCGAGGAUGGCUAUUUCAGGGGCGUGUCUGGGUUACCGGGGAUAGAGGCACCUUUGAGUGUGAAUGGGACGAUUGGGCAUUUGUUGGAGAGGGAGAGGCAGGAGAGAGAGAAACAGGAGGAAGAGGAGCGGAAGAGGCUGAAAGGGAAAGGGAGGGGCAAGACUGGGGAGAGGUGGUUAUAUGGGUGA
This is a messenger RNA of Exserohilum turcica Et28A, 1470 nucleotides long. RefSeq lists its product as uncharacterized. The record is from RefSeq and is a predicted model, not a curated record. Bases 1 to 1470 code for a protein of 489 amino acids. NCBI's taxonomy places the organism in Eukaryota, Fungi, Ascomycota, Dothideomycetes, Pleosporales, Pleosporaceae. The transcript is spliced from 2 exons.